AUGGCGCACUGGGGGCCCUCGCGCGCCCCGAAGGGCCCCGGCCCCACCGCCCGAGCCCCGAGCCCUGGGGCUCCGCCGCCGCUGCGCUCGCCGCGCUCGCGGCCGCUCCUGCUGCUGCUGCUGCUGCUGCUGGGCGCCUGCGGGGCGGCGGGGCGCUCCCCCGAGCCCGGGCACCUGGGUCCUCAUGUCCAACUGACCCGGGUGCCACGGAGCCCUCCCGCGGUACGCGCGGAGCCCGGUGGUGGCGAGGACCGGCAGGCGCGCGGCACGGAGCCCGGGGCCCCGGGUCCGAGUCCCGGUCCUGCUCCGGGUCCCGGUGAGGAGGACAGUGCCACCGCCCCGGGCUACCGGCGCUGGGAGCGGGCGGCGCCGCUGGUCGGAGUGGCUUCCCGGGCUCAGGUCUCGCUCAUCAGCACGUCGUUCGUGCUCAAGGGGGACGCAACGCACAACCAGGCGAUGGUGCACUGGACGGGCGAGAACAGCAGCGUGAUCUUGAUCCUGACGAAGUACUACCACGCAGACAUGGGGAAGGUUCUGGAAAGUUCGCUGUGGCGGUCGUCGGAUUUCGGGACGUCCUACACCAAGCUCACCCUCCAGCCUGGCGUCACCACCGUCAUUGACAACUUCUACAUCUGCCCGACCAACAAGAGGAAGGUCAUCCUUGUCAGCUCCUCACUCAGUGACCGGGACCAGAGCCUAUUCCUCAGUGCGGACGAAGGCGCCACCUUUCAGAAGCAGCCCAUUCCCUUCUUCGUGGAUACUCUGAUUUUCCACCCUAAGGAGGAGGACAAGGUGCUCGCCUACACAAAGGAGAGCAAGCUCUACGUGUCAUCUGACUUGGGGAAAAAGUGGACACUUCUGCAAGAGCGAGUGACUAAAGACCACGUGUUCUGGGCUGUGUCUGGGGUGGACGCUGACCCUGACUUGGUCCACAUGGAAGCCCAGGACCUCGGUGGAGGUUUUCGGUACAUCACCUGCCCGAUCCACAACUGCUCCGAGAAGCUGCUGGCAGCCCCAUUCGCAGGCCCCAUUGACCACGGGUCUCUGACUGUGCAGGACGAUUACAUCUUCUUUAAGGUAACAUCAGCAAACCGGACAAAAUACUAUGUCUCUUAUCGCCGCAAUGAAUUUGUCCUGAUGAAGCUGCCGAAGUAUGCAUUGCCAAAGGAUCUGCAGAUCAUCAGCACGGACGAGAGUCAGGUGUUCGUGGCGGUGCAGGAGUGGUACCAAAUGGACACCUACAACCUGUACCAGUCGGACCCGCGCGGCGUGCGCUACGCGCUGGUCCUGCAGGACGUGCGCAGCUCGCGGCAGGCGGAGGAGAGCGUGCUCAUCGACAUCCUGGAGGUCAGAGGGGUGAAAGGAGUCUUCCUGGCAAACCAAAAAAUUGAUGGGAAAGUGAUGACACUUAUAACCUACAACAAGGGCCGUGACUGGGAUUACCUGAGGCCACCCAGCAUGGACAUGAAUGGAAAACCAACCAACUGCAAGCCUCCAGACUGCCACCUGCACCUGCACCUGCGCUGGGCAGACAACCCCUAUGUAUCAGGCACCGUGCACACCAAGGACACUGCCCCAGGCCUCAUCAUGGGGGCAGGUAACCUGGGCUCGCAGCUGGUGGAAUAUAAAGAAGAAAUGUACAUCACGUCAGACUGCGGUCACACCUGGCGGCAGGUGUUCGAGGAAGAGCAUCACAUCCUGUACCUGGACCAUGGCGGCGUGAUCGUGGCCAUCAAAGACACCUCCAUCCCCUUGAAGAUCCUCAAGUUCAGUGUGGACGAGGGCCUCACCUGGAGCACGCACAACUUCACCAGCACCUCGGUGUUUGUGGACGGACUGCUAAGCGAGCCGGGGGACGAGACGCUGGUCAUGACGGUCUUUGGUCACAUCAGCUUCCGCUCCGACUGGGAGCUGGUCAAGGUGGACUUCCGGCCCUCAUUCUCCAGGCAGUGUGGCGAGGAGGACUACAGCUCCUGGGACCUCUCCAACCUGCAGGGCGACCGCUGCAUCAUGGGCCAGCAGAGAAGUUUCCGGAAGAGAAAGUCCACGUCCUGGUGCAUCAAAGGGAGGAGCUUCACCUCAGUGCUCACGUCCCGCGUGUGCGAGUGCCGGGACUCGGACUUCCUGUGCGACUACGGAUUUGAGCGCUCCCCGUCCUCAGAGUCCAACACCAACAAGUGCUCUGCCAACUUCUGGUUUAAUCCAUUGUCCCCGCCUGACGACUGUGCCCUGGGCCAGACCUACACCAGCAGCCUUGGGUACCGGAAAGUGGUGUCCAACGUGUGUGAGGGUGGGGUGGACCUGCAGCAGAGUCCGGCGCAGCUGCAGUGCCCCCUCACGCCGCCCCGGGGCCUGCAGGUCAGCAUCCAAGGCGAGGCGGUGGCUGUGCGGCCUGGAGAGGAUGUCCUGUUUGUGGUGCGGCAGGAGCAGGGCGACGUCCUGACCACCAAGUACCAGGUGGACCUUGGGGACGGCUUCAAGGCCAUGUACGUGAACCUUACACUGACCGGGGAGCCCAUCCGGCACCGCUAUGAGAGCCCCGGCAUCUACCGCGUGUCCGUCAGGGCAGAGAACAUGGCGGGCCACGAUGAGGCAGUGCUCUUUGUCCAGGUCAACUCCCCCCUGCAGGCCCUCUACCUGGAGGUGGUUCCCGUCAUUGGCAUCAGCCAGGAGGUGAACCUCACAGCUGUGCUGCUCCCCUUGAAUCCCAACCUCACCGUCUUCUACUGGUGGAUCGGCCAUAGCUUGCAGCCCCUCCUUUCCCUGGAUAAUUCUGUGACAACGCGGUUUUCGGACACGGGCGACGUGCGUGUGACGGUACAGGCCGCCUGUGGGAACUCGGUGUUGCAGGACUCCAGGGUCCUCCGUGUGCUGGAUCAAUUUCAGGUCGUGCCUCUGCAGUUUUCCAAGGAGCUGGAUGCCUACAACCCCAACACGCCUGAGUGGAGGGAAGACGUGGGCCUGGUGGUCACCCGGCUGCUCUCCAAGGAGACCGGCGUCCCUCAGGAGCUGCUGGUGACCGUGCUGAAGCCGGGGCUGCCCACUUUGGCCGACCUUUAUGUGCUCCUGCCCCCUCCCAGGCCCACGAGGAAGAGGAGCCUCUCGAGUGAUAAGAGGCUCGCCGCCAUCCAGCAGGUGCUGAAAGCACAGAAGAUCAGCUUCCUCCUGCGAGGCGGGGUCCGGGUCCUGGUGGCCCUGAGGGACACAGGCACAGGUGCUGAGCAGCUGGGCGGCGGCGGUGGUUACUGGGCGGUAGUGGUGCUGUUUGUCAUCGGGCUCUUCGCGGCAGGCGCGUUCAUCCUCUACAAGUUCAAAAGGAAACGGCCGGGUAGGACCGUGUACGCCCAAAUGCACAACGAGAAGGAGCAGGAGAUGACCAGCCCCGUGAGUCACAGUGAGGACGUCCAGGGCGCUGCCCAGGGCAACCACUCCGGCGUGGUCCUGAGCAUCAACUCCCGAGAGAUGCACAGCUACCUGGUGAGCUGA
Piliocolobus tephrosceles (Ugandan red Colobus) is the source of this 3486-nucleotide messenger RNA. It is a transcript of the gene SORCS2, whose product is annotated as sortilin related VPS10 domain containing receptor 2. The record is from RefSeq and is a predicted model, not a curated record. Bases 1 to 3486 code for a protein of 1161 amino acids. NCBI's taxonomy places the organism in Eukaryota, Metazoa, Chordata, Mammalia, Primates, Cercopithecidae. Gene Ontology annotation, molecular function: protein binding. The transcript has 27 exons. Gene Ontology annotation, cellular component: membrane.